Messenger RNA from Thyridium curvatum, 246 nucleotides. RefSeq lists its product as uncharacterized. Lineage: Eukaryota; Fungi; Ascomycota; Sordariomycetes; Thyridiales; Thyridiaceae. Gene Ontology annotation, biological process: mitochondrial electron transport, cytochrome c to oxygen. The transcript is spliced from 2 exons. The coding region runs from base 1 to 246 and encodes 81 amino acids. The record is from RefSeq and is a predicted model, not a curated record.
AUGCUUUCUCGCGCAGCCGUCCGCGCCGUGCCGCGCACCUCGACCGCCCUGGUUGCCCGCCGCGGCUUCCACGCCACCCGCUCCCAGCUCUCGUCGCCCUACCACUACGCCGAGGGCCCCUACACCAACAUCCCCUUCAACCCCAGGACGAAGUGGUUCGGUCUGCGAUUCACUCUGUUCUGCGUCACGGGCUUCUUCGCCCCCUUCGGCAUCGUUGCCUGGCAAACCUACAAGCCCCGCAACUAG